GACCCUUCUAUUUCGAUCUACUUCUUCCUAACCUUCCAUCAAACCCUAGGGUCGUAGCGACGACGACGGACACUGAGACGGGAUGAGAAAAGUGUGUCGCUGGAAGAAAUCCGUCGAUGGCAGGAGAGGAGGAAGUAAGAAGAAGGGGGGUAGACAAAACAUCGCCGGCGACGGAGGCUGAAGAACGGUCAACGGUAGGCUCAUAUGUAUUUUUGUUUUUCCUUUCAUGGUUGUUUAUCUGGUUUCUGGGUUCUGAUAUAUUUUUUUUGGGUUUCGGUCGAGUGGUGGAGGAGGAGGGAUUCUUUAGUCGUCGAGAUCUCCGGCGGCAAAGUUCCGACGACGUCAGGUGAGAAUUUUAUUUUUUUAAAAUUUUUAUUUACUUGGAUUUGGGUCGGCAUUGACCCUUCUAUUUUUGUUUCGACAAGAUCUGUGAAUGGACAGAUUUGGGUAAGGAUCUCUAAAACUCAGCUCAUUGUGAUAAGGGAAUUUGCAUAAAAUUGGAUUAUUGGAAUCGGUUUACAGAUCAGUGAUUUUGGAAAUAUGUUGUGUAUGUGUUUUGGAGUUUUCUGUGUUUGGUGGAUUUUAUCUAUGGUUUCGGAUCCAGCUCUAGAUAUGCUAGAAGUUGCUAAA
This is a messenger RNA of Linum tenue, 630 nucleotides long. Lineage: Eukaryota; Viridiplantae; Streptophyta; Magnoliopsida; Malpighiales; Linaceae. The record is from the annotation of a GenBank genome assembly.